This is a messenger RNA of Cucurbita maxima (winter squash), 648 nucleotides long. RefSeq names its product UPF0434 protein ERGA_CDS_01260-like. The record is from RefSeq and is a predicted model, not a curated record. The coding region runs from base 116 to 625 and encodes 169 amino acids. The transcript is spliced from 3 exons. Lineage: Eukaryota; Viridiplantae; Streptophyta; Magnoliopsida; Cucurbitales; Cucurbitaceae.
GGAAAAAAACAGAAAAAGAAAAACCCUCAAUUGCCGACUCUCCGACGUUUCGAAGCAGAAACUCAAACCGCGAAAAAUUGAAUCCAGCUCAACUUUCUUCAAAGUUCGAAGUAAAAUGGUGCGAAUAAGCCAAUCGCUUCUGAAGGAAGCGGGCUCUGGUCUCACCAAAACUCUCUCUGAGAUCCUGGUCUGCCCUCUCUCCAAACAACCUCUAAGGUAUUGCGAGGCGUCGAAUUCUCUAAUCAGCGAUACGAUUCGUGUUUCUUUCCCUGUAUCAAAGAUGCAUUAUCAUGUGGGGGAUGUUAUUGAUUCAUAUUUUAUGAAGAGGGCCAAGGAGGAAGGUUGUGAAACUUCGGCACAUCCAACCUUGGAUGAUGCUGCUAUCGAGAGGGAGUGGUGUUCUGUGUGUUUUUCAAACGUAAUGGAGAGAAAGGUAGCACAAAUUCUUCCUUGCCAGCACGAGUUUCACAAGAUAUGCGUCGAGAGGUGGUUCCAUGAAUGCCAGAAUCAGAAAACUUGCCCAAUUUGUCAAUUCUGGGUGCGAGAUGAAGAUUGUCAACCAACAGAAGUGCUUACGGAGGAGAUGGUAAUAUGGUCCACAUCUUUACAUGUUAUUGAUUACUAAACUGAACUGAAAGUUCUCAUCUA